AAAAACACAUCUCUCUCUCUCUCUCUCUCUCUCUCUCUCUCUCUUAAACUCUCUCCCAAUAUUCUCCCAUCAAUCAAAAACCUUUUUUGUAUCAAUCAAUCAGACUCUCCAUUUGGGGGAAAUAUUCAUGGAUGUUAAAGAUAGAGAUUGCAACAACUCUGCCAAUAUUAGUGAAGAAGAAGAACAGAUGGACCUGAGAAGAGGCCCAUGGACUGUUGAAGAGGACUUCGCUCUCAUCAAUUACAUCUCUACCCAUGGUGAUGGUCGCUGGAAUUCUCUUGCUCGUUGUGCAGGCCUCAAGAGAACAGGAAAGAGCUGCAGAUUGAGGUGGUUGAACUAUCUUCGUCCUGAUGUUCGACGUGGAAACAUCACUCUUGAAGAACAACUUUUGAUCCUUGAGCUUCAUUCUCGUUGGGGCAAUCGGUGGUCGAAGAUUGCUCAAUACUUGCCGGGAAGGACUGAUAAUGAGAUCAAGAAUUACUGGAGAACUCGGGUUCAGAAGCAUGCGAAACAGCUGAAAUGUGACGUGAACAGCAAGCAAUUCAAGGACACCAUGCGUUACAUUUGGAUGCCGAGGCUGGUGGAGCGGAUUCAGGCGGCUGCCGCCACCGCCACCGCCGCCGCCGCCACCGGUGGAGACUCCUCCACAACCACCUCCAACACUUAUCAGCUCAACAAUUCCAUCAAUAUGACCCCCACCGGCCACGUCGGAUUUCCACCAGCUACCGUUGGGGGUGCGCAGGUUAACACUAUUGCCACCCCGGAGAAUUCUAGCACGGCGGCGUCAUCGGACUCGUUUGGGAAUCAGGUUUCACCUGUCUCUGACUUGACUGAUCAGUAUUACAAUAAUCCGGUGCCGGUUAACAAUAUCCAAAACCAGGAUUAUUUCCAGGUUAAUCAGGCUGAUUUUUCGGAAUCCCUAAUUAGCCCAUGUGGUUACUUUAACCAAGGGUUAGAUUUCCAAGCUAUGGAGCAGAACAACCAAUCGCAGUGGAUGGAGAGUGGGGACAUGUCGGACAAUUUGUGGAAUGCUGAGGACAUUUGGUUCUUACAACAGCAGUUCCGCAACAACAUGUGAACAAAUAAAGGGCCGUAUUGACUUGUAGAGAGAGCGAUUUAGAAAACUACUUCUAUUAUCAACACAUAUGGUAGAGGACACAAAUGGAAUUUGUGAAGAAAGGGAGGUCAAUUUGUGGAUUUAUUCUUAGUUAUGCUUGUACUCUUUUUUUUUUUUCAUUUUAAUUAUUUGGGGAGGGUAAAGUUGAGAUUUGAGUUUUAUUAGUCUCAAUAUUCUUUGAAGUUAACUCGUGUAAUUCAAUUCAAUGUUACUAGUUACUAUGAUUGUACCACCUCUGUUCCGAAAUAGAUGUCGUCUUUGGUAUUUGUGACUCAGAACAAUGUGAGUUACAAAUACCAAAUGCAAUAUUGAAUUCGAAACAGAGAGAAUAUUAAUUAUAAAAGCUUUUAUUAA
Messenger RNA from Cornus florida, 1471 nucleotides. RefSeq names its product transcription factor MYB108-like. Gene Ontology annotation, cellular component: nucleus. The record is from RefSeq and is a predicted model, not a curated record. Lineage: Eukaryota; Viridiplantae; Streptophyta; Magnoliopsida; Cornales; Cornaceae. Bases 128 to 1078 code for a protein of 316 amino acids. Gene Ontology annotation, biological process: regulation of DNA-templated transcription. Gene Ontology annotation, molecular function: sequence-specific DNA binding; DNA-binding transcription factor activity. The transcript has 3 exons.